AUGGCAUGCGACAAUGUGAUGCCGCUGCAAAGAGACGGUAGAGUUGUUUACACCACCGCACCACGUGGAGGCCGAUUGAUAUACGCCAUCACCGCGCGGCAGAGCGAACAACACAGACAAGUUACCACGAACGACGCGCGCAAACGACUGGCGGCGGAGCGCGGAGGGGACGCGCGCGGGGCUGUGCCGUCGACCCAGUCGAGGAAUGCGGCUCGCCCGUUCUCGCGUACUUAUUUUUUUGGUCGGUCCGGUAGGGCGCGAGGGGACGCGAACAUUCACUGUGUACUCACAGCUCAGAACGAACCUUGGUGCCUU
Messenger RNA from Brenthis ino (lesser marbled fritillary), 315 nucleotides. The record is from the annotation of a GenBank genome assembly. Lineage: Eukaryota; Metazoa; Arthropoda; Insecta; Lepidoptera; Nymphalidae.